UUGCAUUCCUUUCUCUGCAAAACAUCUGCAAAAAGCUUUAUUGUGCGUUUCCUGUGUGUAAACUACGGUAACAACUGGGGAUCUCUACAUCAAAUCUUUCGAAACCGAAAUCAGGUAAUGUAUACGAAUUUUUGAUUUUAAGUUAAUCGAAGUGUCUCUCUCCUUUCUCCCUUCCUGUGAUUGAUUUAGAGUCCUUUGAAGGAAGUUAGGGUUAGAGGCGAGAAGGAUUUUGAAUGUGCAACAAAGGGGUUUUUUUUUUUUUUUAUGUGGGAUCCUGAUUUAUUCCUCCCCACUACUUCGUGCAGAGUUUGAGAAAAUGUCCUCAGAAGGAACAGAAAGUGUAGUUGGGAGUGAGGUGAUGCCCCUGGACUAUGGGAACAUGGACGCAGAGAGUAGUCUAUCUCCAUCUAGUUCGGAGAAAAUAGUAGAGGGGGUGAGAGGAGAUGAGGUGGUGGAGGUUGGGGAGAGAGAGGUGGUAGAGGUGGGGAGGAAUGAGGUGGUAGGGGUUAGGGUAGAUAGCAUACCCAUCACCGUAGUAGAAGUAGAGGGUAGAGGAGAGAGGAAUUAUGAUGUGAAUGCAGAGAUAGUGGAGGAGGUGAAGCAGUACAGAUCUGAGCUAAGGACCAGGGAUAGCCUGGGUCACUUAGUAGAAAAUUACGAGAUCUCAUCUCGAGUGUUAGUUAGGCCAGCUGGGGUAGAGGAGAGGGCGUGCUCUGCUCCUCGGGAUCACUGGUUGCCUGUGUAUUCCCACUAUUUGAUAGCGGGACUCAGGUUUCCACUUCCUGAGUUGCUAGUGGGUUUAUUGUUAGAUUACAACAUAGGGUUGACACAGUUGGUCCCCAACGCAAUGAGGGGGGGUAGUAAGAGAGAUAAGGGGUGGUAUUAUUUCACCCCAAGGGUAGCUAGUAAGGAGAGUAGGUCAUUGUUUACGGCAGGUCCUUCAUCCAUUAAAGGAUGGAAGGAGAAAUUCUUUUUCGUAGAUGAUACGGAGUGGGGAAAAGGGGAUGCUGAGGUGAGGGAGUUAGCCUCUUGGAAGGCCAAAAGGGCCAACCAGAAUAGCGCACAAUGCAUAGAAGCUGCCGAGCUCUAUGGGCCAAGCGCUUUGAGUGAAGCUGAAAUGGACCAGUUCUUGAACACUGUUGGAGGAGCGGCCAUCCCCAAGAAGCCAAGGAAGAAGUCAAAGACUUCAACCAAACAAGUGGAUGAGGGGAGGACCAGGAAAGAGGCAAUGCUUGCGGCUUCAACUGAGACGGAGGAGGAGGUGCCACAGCUGAAGAGGAAAGGCUGGGAGGAGAGAAGGGCACUGCAGAAGAAGCAGAGGGUGGUGGAGGAAGAGACGGGGAAUGAGGUCCCUGUGUUCGUACCUCAGCCUUCUCCUGUUGAGCUGGACCCUGAGCUCAGACAGUUGGAGGAGGGGGCUAAGGUACGAGCUCCUGGUAAGGGAAAGGGCCUUAUUCCCCCACUAGGGCCUCAGAGCAGCCUGUUCGAGGCAAAGAACAUAACGGGGGCUAGGUGGUUCAUCAACAACACCUUCCCCGAGGUGGACCAAAGCAACGCGCGGGAGGAAGCUCUGAGGUAUAGUGGGGCAUCUGUUGUGAAGCACGAUCUAGAGAGCGCGAGCUGGGUGAAUGGUCUAGCCCAGGAAUUUAGGGAGAGCCUGAAAGAUCGCACACUCUUGCAGAGGCAGCGGGACCAACUGCAGAAGGAGAAGGAGGAGUUGGAGAAGAAAAAUAAGGAGCUGCAAGAGUCUCUGAACGAGGUGGUUCCAACCGUCUCACAGUUGGAGCAGGAGAGGGCAUCCCUGAGCACCAAGCUCACUUUUGAGGAGAGCAAACGGAGGAUCGCUGAAAGCGAGCGUGAGGCUCAGGCGCAAGAAAUGAAGCUGAUGACGGAGGCAUUCAAGGAGCUGAAGGGGAACAUGCGGAAGGGGAACAUGCGGAAGUUGGUGCAUAAUGGGAUGAAGGAGCACAUCAGCAACUUCAUCAGUUCUAGCUCCUUUGAUAGCAUCGUCAACUUGUACUGGCUGCCCACUGCCAUCAUCGCUUUCACAGACUGCAGAAAGAAGGUGAAGGCUGAAUAUCCCGAAGUGGAUGUGACAAAGAUCACCUUCAGCGAGCAAGAAGGAGGAGUGGAGGAGGAUGGCGAGAGCAUGUCAGCAGAAUUCCGUCCUCAGAUUAAGCUGUGGUGGGAGGAUGAUGCAGACGGUCUUGCUGUUUUUCCUCCACAGUUCGACUUCGAGUUCGUUGCAGUGGAGGAAGGAGGGGCAGAAGUAGAGGAGGACGAGAUGGAGGCAGGAGUGGAGGGAACUGAAGUGGGUGAGGUCCAACUAGUUCCAGAAGUGGAGAUUCAUCCAGUUCCUUCUGACGAUGAGCAGCCUCCUCUGCCGGACGAGCAGCAGCCAACUCAGCCACCUCCUUCAGCUAAGCAGGAGCCAGUGGAGCCACCUCUCCCAUCAAGGAAAUAAUUUUGUUUUUUGAUUUUUUGUAAAGACAGUAAAACAGUUUGUAAUAUUUAUGUUAUUCUGAAUGAAAAUUCAUUUUUGAAAUUAUGUGUUUAUUUAUGUUUGGCUGCUUAUUAUUAUAUAUUGAUAGAAGAACUGUGACUACUUUAAAAAAGAAAGUUAAUAAAAAGAAGUUAAUCAC
Molecule: messenger RNA, 2642 nt
Organism: Rubroshorea leprosula
Lineage: Eukaryota; Viridiplantae; Streptophyta; Magnoliopsida; Malvales; Dipterocarpaceae
Source: the annotation of a GenBank genome assembly